This is a messenger RNA of Vitis vinifera (wine grape), 1667 nucleotides long. RefSeq names its product sphinganine C4-monooxygenase 1. Gene Ontology annotation, biological process: lipid biosynthetic process. The transcript is spliced from 2 exons. Gene Ontology annotation, molecular function: oxidoreductase activity; iron ion binding. The record is from RefSeq and is a predicted model, not a curated record. NCBI's taxonomy places the organism in Eukaryota, Viridiplantae, Streptophyta, Magnoliopsida, Vitales, Vitaceae. The coding region runs from base 645 to 1421 and encodes 258 amino acids.
GCUUAAUUCAGAAGUCAAGGCGAGACAACCUACCAUCGAGUGCAGCCUGACAAGUCAUACGAAACCACUCGCUUCCAUCCACGGUAUCCCUAUUACUGACAAACGCAUUUCGACGGUGCUCCAAGAUCCAUCCCAAACCGGUCAAAAUCGGCACUCCUUGACCAGAGUCAAAGGAAUAAAUCCUCUGCAGCCAGUCCUAUACUCUUUUUGUCCUUUUUAGGCCCAUCACAGCCAAUCAAAGCUGCUCCACUCUAAACAAUCCAACACAAGCAAGAGCAGGUGUAUAUAGAACCGCCCGCAGCGUAUCAGUUCCCCCAAGCCCAUCCACUAUUUUUUCCUGGAAAAGGAAACCGUUUGAUUUUUCCACGUCUCAACAUCGUUGCUGCUUCGUUUUCAACGACUCUCUUGUAAUUUUCUCUACCCCUAAGAACGUCGUCGUUUGGUCCAUCUUCGUCGUGUCUCCCGAUCCCUAUAUGAUCAUAUCUCCCAUCUAGUAAUGUGUUCAUUUCAAAAUCCUUCUUGAUUGUGUAUUUUUGUGCCAAUUCUAGUAUAAGGGUUUCAUGCAACUCCUGCCCGCUGUGCCCAAUUUAUCGAAACCCUAGGCCCAACCUUCAAAUUUCCUUUUUGGUUUUUAAUUCUGGAAUAUGGGUUUUGAGGUUUCAGAUGAACUGCUGGGUGCUUUUGUGCCAAUUUUGGUUUAUUGGGUUUACUCUGGUAUCUAUAUUCCAUUAGGGUCGUUGGAGAAUUACCGAUUGCAUUCAAAGAAAGAAGAGGAGGACAAGAAUUUGGUUUCAAAGGGCACUGUGGUUAAAGGUGUUAUCCUCCAACAGGUCAUUCAGGCUGUGGUUGCGAUUCUAUUGUUCACUGUCACAGGAGAUGAUAGUGGGGCUGCUGCAGGUCCAAAGCCUUCCCUCAUUGUUCUAGCUAGACAGUUCUUCAUUGCAAUGUUUGUUUUGGAUACAUGGCAAUAUUUUAUGCAUAGGUACAUGCACCAUAACAAAUUUUUGUAUCGACAUAUCCAUUCCCAGCAUCAUCGGCUUGUUGUCCCUUAUGCAUUUGGAGCUCUGUACAACCACCCCUUGGAGGGGCUUCUCCUUGACACCAUCGGUGGGGCAUUAUCUUUCCUCCUCUCUGGUAUGUCUCCCCGAGCCUCCAUAUUUUUCUUCUCUUUUGCCACCAUCAAGACUGUAGAUGAUCAUUGUGGACUGUGGCUUCCUGGUAACCUUUUCCAUCUGUUCUUUCGAAACAAUUCUGCUUAUCAUGAUAUCCACCAUCAACUCUAUGGCAGCAAAUACAACUUCUCACAGCCAUUCUUUGUUAUGUGGGAUAAAAUUCUUGGAACUUAUAUGCCUUAUUCACUAGAGAAGAGAGCAGGUGGGGGCCUUGAAGCACGACCUACUAAAGAAUUCAAAGACAACUAAUUACAAUAUGGAUAUCGAUUAUUGGUACAUAAUGAUAUCAGAGUAUCAGAACUCUUCCUCGGUGUGCCACAUACUUAUGUUCUUUGUAUGUAUAUAUGUUGUACUCCUACUUUUUUGUUUUUUACUAUAUGAUUAUUUUUUUUUUUGGCUGAAUAAUGGAAUUGAUUAACCAUGUACCAUGAUAACACUAUGUUCCUUUUGGGUGGAUGGAUUUAGGAUUUAUGAGCUUUGCCAGCAAUUUCAGGA